Hemiscyllium ocellatum (epaulette shark) is the source of this 1535-nucleotide messenger RNA. RefSeq names its product enteropeptidase-like. Gene Ontology annotation, biological process: proteolysis. Gene Ontology annotation, molecular function: serine-type endopeptidase activity; protein binding. The record is from RefSeq and is a predicted model, not a curated record. The transcript has 8 exons. Bases 97 to 1242 code for a protein of 381 amino acids. Lineage: Eukaryota; Metazoa; Chordata; Chondrichthyes; Orectolobiformes; Hemiscylliidae.
UUCGCUCCCAAUGGUCCUGCACAGACAUCAGUCGCAACUAGCCUGAGUAGCACAAGCAUCACUGCUAGCCCAACAUACAGCAGCACCUCCACCAGCAUGCAAGGCAGAUCCAGUACAUACACAAGUCAGCAUUUGCAGACCCCAGCAAACAGUGUGACCCCGGCCAGCCAUGUGACCAGGUUCAGCGAUACGACCAGCUUAAGCAUUGUCACAGAAGACAUUUGCAACUUUGUGGGAGAGCUGAAAGUAAAGGUGUCCUCUUCCAUCACACUCAGCCCUGACUACAGGUCAGCUGAAAAUACAUCUAUUGCUGCAGCCGUUGAACAGAAGAUAAAACAGGCCUACAGAUCAUCAACAUUCAAUACGAAAUAUAUUAGUACCAAGAUCAUUGGCAUAAGCAAUGUCUACUCGGCUAUACGAUUCAUGAUGCAGUUCUUAUGUAGUGUAAGUAACCAGGAAAAGCAAAUGACUGAAAUCUUACAGCAAGGAUUGGGAACCGUAAAGUUGUCUGAUUCUGAACAGUUAACGGUAGACCUCAAAAGCACAAUCAUAUGGUGCCAUGAUAACAUGCUAAUAUGUGACAAUGGAUACUGCACUGGUAAAACCAAUGCAUUCUGUGAUGGCGUGAAAGACUGCUGGAAUGGAAGUGACGAAGAGGGUUGUGAUUGUCAAGCUUCAUCUGCUGGUCAAUGCCCAUCGGUGGUUACUCUAACCGGGAAGCGUUACAAGUUUCUUUGCCAUGGUGCCCUCGUCUCCAAUAAAUGGGUGCUGACUAGUGCCAGAUGUGCGAAUCAGAGUUCCUUUUCAGCCAUUUGUGUCGGUUCUCCCAAACCAGAAAAAUACCGUAUCGCUGAGCAUCACAUUGUGGAUUGGAAAGGUGAAGGCAUUGCAUUGCUUCAUCUGGAGUCAGAAGUGAAUUUCAAGGACUUCCAGCCAAUCACCCUGCCCGAUUCUGCUGGUCAAACUGAAACAGCUCAAACCACCUGCAGAAUUGCCAUACAAAAGAACUUACAAACUCCAGGAAGCUGGAGUGUUAUUGCUUCAAAUAAGCAAACAAUCGUACUGAGACAAAAUUGUCAGAAGAUCAGUAAAUGCCAGGUUGCCACAGGCAGUCCCUUAGUGUGCCGAAAGGAAAAUAGCGCUUGGGUGCUCACAGCAGUCAGAGGUGCUUGUUCAGCUUCUACGAUGACAUACAGAAGGGUGAAUAAAGCCUUGGCAUUAAUAAAGAAGUACAUCAAUUGAACACAUAAAUGAUAAAGUCUUAAUGUCUGUUGCUCCAUGAUAUUUUACAAUGUUUGGUAAAGUUCUUGCUCCAGAUUAUAAUUCAAACUCCAGGAUUAUAGUCCAGUAACCCAACCACAAUGUACCUGUACUCCCUGCUUAUGUCAUUGCGUUAGUCGUUCCAAAAGUGUGAGUGCAAAUCCCAUGACAAUUUGAGAAAUAUUUUUAAAGCAUUUGAAGAACAGUUAAAAAUUUGACCAACAUGAAAUUACACUUGCAGGAUAUACAAAUUAUUGCUGCUGUUCAGCAAGACU